This is a messenger RNA of Entelurus aequoreus (snake pipefish), 1253 nucleotides long. Its product is annotated as lecithin retinol acyltransferase-like. The transcript is spliced from 2 exons. The record is from RefSeq and is a predicted model, not a curated record. Gene Ontology annotation, molecular function: phosphatidylcholine-retinol O-acyltransferase activity. Lineage: Eukaryota; Metazoa; Chordata; Actinopteri; Syngnathiformes; Syngnathidae. The coding region runs from base 1 to 678 and encodes 225 amino acids. Gene Ontology annotation, biological process: retinol metabolic process.
AUGUUGGACACGCUCACCUUCUUUCUGGAGAAGUUCUUCUACUUCUUCGUCUCCUUCUUGUCUUCUUCUCCGUGUGCUCGUCACGCCGCGCACACGCCUCCCUCUCGUGCUGCCGUGCUCCGGCGCGGCGACCUGCUGGAGGUCCCGCGCACGCUCUUCACGCACUCCGGCAUCUACCUGGGCGACGACCGUGUGGCGCACCUCAUCCCGGACAUACUCCCCGCCGUCACGUCGGACGCGCGCCUCCUCCGCCGCAAGGUGACCAACGCGCGCCUGCUUCUGGGUGUGCUCGCCAAGCGCGCGAGCGUCCGCGUGGACUCCGUGGAGGACUUCGCGUACGGCGCGCGCGUCCUGCUCAACGCAAUGGACGCGGCCGUGAGCCGGCCCGCGCUGCCCGGCGAGGAAGCGGCGCGGCGGGCGGAGCGCUUGCUGGGCAGCGCCCCCUACAGCCUGCUGUGGAACAAUUGCGAGCAUUUCGUCACGUGGUGCCGCUACGGCGAAGGGAGCAGCCUGCAGACCGAGCAGUUCUGCCAGUGGUUGAAGUCGCUGAUCCGAGACCAGAGGAACGUGGUUCUGGCCGCACUGCUGGGCCUCCUCUACCUGGCGUGUUUGGGCGUGUCGUCCAGCACUACCCUGCCUGCCAUCUUCAUCCCCUUCACACUUUGGAUGGCAAGCUAGAAAGUCCUGGAAGCAGCAGACUCAAACAUGAUCUGCUCUACAGGAAGUCACCUCAUGCCUGCAUAUGGCAGAUUUAGCACACAUAACUCAUGUAUGGUCAUGACUUGUAGCCAAACAGCCAUGUGGCCUUCUGAUGUGAGUGCAUGCAUGCUCACAACACCGUCACCUUGCUAUUGUUAGUGUGUCCUGAGGGCGGUGAUGCUGCUGGGCGACACUAGGAACAAAUGCAGUGAGCUUUUCCACAGCCCUUCCUGUUGGAUUUUGACUUUUAAUCUUACGGGGGUUGCGUGGUCGUAGGUUCAACCCAGGAGGAGACAAAGUGUGUUAAAUCUUUAAAAUAAGCUAAUUUCAGCAUGAGAGAGAUGUGACCAAUAAUAACCUUCUCCUGACCUCAGAAAGAUGUCAGAAAGUUGUCGCAAUGGCGACCACAGUGCUGUCCCCUCCCAUGUGGAUGGAAGAUGUUGACAUAAAAAAAUAUCUGCUUGUUUUUAAGCUACUUUUAAAUGACAAUAUUUCACAUAUUAAUUGAGUUGAAUUGGCUCGUGUUUAUUACAUCAAUGUUAAUGAUAACAUCA